This is a messenger RNA of Rotaria sp. Silwood1, 1368 nucleotides long. Lineage: Eukaryota; Metazoa; Rotifera; Eurotatoria; Philodinida; Philodinidae. The record is from the annotation of a GenBank genome assembly.
AUGCAUGAUAUCCAUCGUUCAGUCAUGUAUACACUUCAAUCUAUUGAAGAUUUAUUUUCUCAAUAUAAUAAAUCAGAAAUUAUUUUCAUUUUUCUUCCUUUACAAUUGAUGAAUAAACUUGAAGAAUAUUUAAUAGAAUUAUUAUCUAAAAUGAAAAGUUUAAAAUAUUCAUUUGAUUACAAUCAUAGUCAAUCGUUUUCAUUAACAAAACCACAAUUAUCAUCUUCGAAAAUCAUUAAUAUUCUUCUUCUUGAUGAAAUAAAUGUUGGUAAAUCAACUUUUAUCAAUGCUUUUAUUAAUUAUAUUCAAUAUAAAACAUUCGAACGAGCUGAAUUAAAUAAACUUAUUGUUCUUAUAUCGGUAUCAUUUUGCAUAAUGAUCAACAAUAAUUAUGAAGAACAUAUUACAAGACAUAGUGAUUUUGAUAAUUCAAAUCAAUCAGUAACACAAUAUUGUAAAUCAUAUAUAUUUCAUUUUAAAGAUAAUGAUGAAAUAAAAUUACGUUUUAUUGAUACACCUGGUUUUGAUGAUACACAAGCUAAGAUCAAUAUGCAAUAUAUUUUCGAUUAUAUUAAUAAUUUUUUGAUAUUUAAAUAUAAUACAUUCUAUUUUGAUAAUGCAUCAUUUCGAUAUUUAGUUGCUGUAAAAAAUGGAAUUCAAUUCGAUGAUAGCGAGAAAAAGAAAUAUGAAAAAAGUUGGUCAAUUUCAAUAAUAGAAUCCAAUCGAUUAUUUGAUUAUAUUUGUAAGAAUUUCAUAGGUUGUCUUAUACCAGGAAAAUUACAAUUAAUAAAACAUGCUCAAUUUGAAAUUAUGCCUAUGAUACGACCUAUGUUAGAAACAAUGCGUAAUAUUCUUCAAUAUAUUAUUAUACCGCAUAUGAAUUCUAUAGCAAAAUCUAUUGAAAUACAUCCUAAAGUUAUUCAUCGUCUAUCUACUAUUUGUCUCAUGUGUAAACCUCAGGUUCAUCAAGUUGGUGACUUUUGGAUUGUAAAUGAUUUUCCACAUGAAAUCCAAGAAAUUUGUUAUACUUGUUCAUGUCCUUUCAAUCAACAUGUUCCAAUAGAUUAUCUAUUCAAAUACGAACUUUCAAGUCACUCGUUCAAUAUUGAUCAAUGUCAAGCAAAGGAAUUAUUAUCGAAAUUGUGUUAUGCUAGUGCUGAAUUUCCUUUUUCUUUUCUUAUGUAUGCAGCAUGUGUAUCAAAAGAUGAUCUAUUUGAUAUUGUACUAACAAAAAUGAUUGAUGAAGAAAAUAAUAUUUGUCUUAGUCAAAAUGUAAAUCAUUUGAAUUUACAGUUAGUUAAUGAGUUAAGAAAACUAAAAAGUAAUUAUGAAAUCCACAUAAAUGAUAUGAAGAAUAAUCAUCAAUAG